Molecule: messenger RNA, 2160 nt
Organism: Melampsora larici-populina 98AG31
Lineage: Eukaryota; Fungi; Basidiomycota; Pucciniomycetes; Pucciniales; Melampsoraceae
Exons: 2
Coding region: 1-2160 (719 amino acids)
Source: RefSeq, a predicted model, not a curated record
AUGAGCACUUCGAACAAACAACUUCAAUUUUCCCCUUCGUCUCCUUGUCCUCCAUCCUCUGAUCUUAAAGAUCUUUUAGUAGCUCGCGCUCGUAUCCACCCUCAUUUUAACCAAACUUAUUUAAAAUCUUUGCACUCACCUGGUUCAGAGAGCGUUCAAUUACCUCCUAGCCCAAAUCCAACUAUAAAACCUUCCACUCCUUCAUCUACGGUUAAAGUUGAUUCGACUAACAUCUUACAGACUCCUACUUCUAUUGCAAUUACUGAAGGUAGUCAAUAUUCACCCUCCGUUCUCAACGUUGAUCCUGACUCAGAGACUUUACAAGAUAUCCAAUCUGAACGUCUUAGUAUCACUUCAGAUUCUCCUGAUUCAUCUUACUCGCCUAUAAUCCUCAAGGCUCGUCGUACAAUUGCUGUUGACGUGUCGAAAACAUUGGAUAAUUUGGAUCAAGAAAAUAUCGCGACUAACGAAGGUUGUAACACAAAACCCUCCGAAGUUCACUCGCCGAAAUCAUUACAGGAAUUUUUAAUCUCUGGUGGAUCUCCUCGUCCAAUCAGUACCGCUCAAGAUAUGUCCACUGAACUGAGUCCGAUGAAGACCUUUCUGGGACCAAAACUUACUCGACAUGGUGAUGCUCCUUGGAGUGAGACUUCGACGGGCGAGGAAGAUUCUAACGAGAGUGGUAGUCAACUAGAUCAUAAUAAUAUUCUUCCUCGUACUUCUCCAAGUCCUUCUUUGCGUCAGAUUCCAUUUGCUCUCUCACAUGUCUUAACGGGUGGCGCUCGGAGAAAUGGUAGUAGAGCUCGUCAAGCUACUGAUGUGGUACUUUUUGAUAUCGUCGAUCCACCUGUUCCGAAAGCCACAGAAACUACAUCAUCCUCUACCGAUAGCACUAAAAAUGAGGAUCUCAAUACUUCAUCCUCUACCUUGGGUCUAUCUAGAACUCCCAGUGAAAGUUCAAAUAGUAUAACUCAUACCAGUACAUCCGCCGCCACACCUAGUACCAGCUGGUCAAGUCUUCCGUCCGCAACAGGAAACUCUCAAACUGCCAAGCUCGUUGAACAAUCUACCGGUCGACCUGCUCAGCCUCCAAUGAAUAAAUCAGCCCUUAGUUCCUCAGCACCUGCUCCAACCGCACUACCCACUUUACCGUUGGCAGGACCGUCUUCAGACUCACGUCGAUCACAGUCUGUUGAACCUGACUCCUCCGCUACUCGAUCUCAAGACCGAUCCCUCUCAUCUCUAGAGAAUUUCCCGGUGGAUGCAGCAUUCAAUUACCCUGAAUUGGCACCUAGAUCAGUAACUCCCUCUAGUCUAUCUGGUAAAAUGCUCAAGAAGAAGAAAAGUGCUGGUUUCUUACGGUCACUCAAGAAGGCAGUCGGAUCAGUAACUCAUGACGAAGUUCGAUCAGUCUCUGGUCCAGUAGGACAAGUGAUUCGGAAUGGUGGAGCAGAUCCUAUGCCAGCUGCUAGACCUUUACCUUCUGGUCUACCAUCUGCACCUCUCCCACGUACUCGUAACAAAUCAUUUGGAGGAAAACUUGCGGCAUUUGCAGUACAACAACAACAACCCAACUCGAAUAAUAACGCGGUUGAACAAUUAGCUGUACCACUUCCAACUAAUUUACAUUCAAGAAGAAAUCAAUUAAAUCCAUUACAACAUCAGACAUUGAAUUUAAGACCGAUCUCUAUGGCAUUUUCGGCCGGAUUUUCAGCCGAUUUAUUACUUCAAUCAUCUGAGUUGCAAGAAAAUCAAUUUUCACCUUCAUUAUUUAAGUGUGAUUCAUCUUCUGGUGAUUCUGAUAUAAGUACCUUACCUUCGCCUAUUCAAACAUUAUCUUCGAUGUCAAACUCGAUACCACCUAAAUCUAAUCAUUCAAAUAAAUCUACCGGUUCCAAGAAGAAUAAACAAGAUGAAGUAAACCAACUUGAAGUACAAGUGAAAACGUUGAAGGAUGAAAUCGCUUCACUUAAAGCUGAACGUGAGAAUUACUUGCAUAUUUCUCUUCAUAAUGAAAGUAGCGAUCAAGAUUCAAAGUGCGAAAAGUGCGGUUGUAGUGGUCGUUGUUCAGCUGCUAAGGUAUCUGUUUUAGAUAGACCUAGGAUCAAAGGUUCUAUUGGUGCUCCUUUAUUAUUUACAAGUGGUAGAGAUUAUUCGUAA